AUGGAUUCCGACGACGACUUCAACAGCUCCCAGCUGAGCGACGACGAGAUCAUGGACGAUAGCGAUGUAGCUCUCGAUGACGAUUCCGACUUCGAGAUGGAUCAGGAUGACAUGGGCUUCGACAGCCAAGACAAGGACAUCAAACCCGCGAAACACGCAUACGAAGUCGACUUCAAGGUUUUCAGCCCACAGCAAAUACAAUCCCACCAAGACAAGCAGAUCGAAGAAGUGUCGAACAUCCUCGGGCAGCCGCCAGAAGCCACCGCGAUCCUCCUCCGGCACCUACGAUGGAACAAGGAACGGUUGAUCGACCAGUACAUGGACAAGACGGAGGAGACCCUCGAGAGUGCGGGGCUGGGCGAGUCCUCGGAGUCUAACCCGCCGAAGCUUGAGAAGAUUGCGGGCUUCGUGUGCGACAUCUGCUGCGAGGACGGGCCCGAGCUGGAUACGUUUGCCAUGCGCUGUGGGCAUCGCUUCUGCUUGGACUGCUAUAGGCAGUAUCUCUUCACGAAGAUCAAGGACGAGGGUGAGGCGGCCCGGAUCAGAUGUCCAGGUGAAGGUUGCACGCGGAUCGUGGACUCGAAGUCCCUCGAUCUUCUCGUUUCGGAAAGCCUCAAGGAUAGAUAUCACGAGCUACUUACCAGGACCUACGUCGACGAUAAGGAAAAUCUCCGAUGGUGCCCCGCGCCGAACUGCGUCUUCGCUGUAGAGUGCGGUGUCAAAGACAAGGAAUUGAUGAAGGUGGUUCCAACCGUGCAUUGCGACUGCGGCCAUUACUUCUGUUUCGGCUGCUCGCUGAACGACCAUCAGCCUGCGCCGUGUUCGCUGGUGAAGAAGUGGUUGAAGAAGUGCGAGGACGAUUCCGAGACGGCCAACUGGAUUUCUGCCAACACCAAGGAAUGUUCCAAGUGUAACUCUACCAUCGAGAAGAACGGUGGCUGCAAUCAUAUGACGUGCCGGAAGUGCCGACACGAGUUCUGCUGGAUGUGCAUGGGCGUCUGGUCGGAACACGGAACAAGCUGGUACAACUGCAACCGAUAUGAGGAGAAGAGCGGUUCCGAGGCCAGAGACGCCCAAGCGAAGUCGAGACAAUCACUCGAGCGCUACCUCCACUACUACAACCGAUAUGCAAACCACGAACAGUCUGCGAAGUUGGAUAAGGAUAUCUAUCUCAAGACGGAGAAGAAGAUGACGCAGCUCCAGAACACGUCCGGCAUGUCGUGGAUAGAGGUGCAGUUCCUAGACUCUGCGUCGCAAGCGCUACAGCAAUGCCGGCAGACUCUUAAAUGGACUUAUGCCUUCGCAUACUACCUUGCACGCAACAAUUUGACCGAAAUCUUCGAGGACAACCAGAAGGAUCUGGAAAUGGCCGUCGAGAACCUCAGCGAGAUGUUCGAGAAGCCCAUCGAUCAGCUGCAGGGUUUGAAGGUGGAUAUGUUGGAUAGGACGGCAUACUGCACCAAGAGGCGUAUCAUUCUCCUGGAGGAUACGGCUCAGAAUCUCAGAGAUGGUAUGUUUAGUUUUGAACUCCGCAAAUCUUAG
Aaosphaeria arxii CBS 175.79 is the source of this 1542-nucleotide messenger RNA. RefSeq lists its product as uncharacterized. Gene Ontology annotation, cellular component: ubiquitin ligase complex; cytoplasm. Gene Ontology annotation, biological process: positive regulation of proteasomal ubiquitin-dependent protein catabolic process; ubiquitin-dependent protein catabolic process; protein polyubiquitination. The coding region runs from base 1 to 1542 and encodes 513 amino acids. The record is from RefSeq and is a predicted model, not a curated record. Gene Ontology annotation, molecular function: ubiquitin conjugating enzyme binding; zinc ion binding; ubiquitin protein ligase activity. The transcript is spliced from 3 exons. Lineage: Eukaryota; Fungi; Ascomycota; Dothideomycetes; Pleosporales.